AUGCUCAGUCCCCAGCCUAAACGAGGCAACGAAGGUGGAGACAUCCUUGGACCCCAAAAUCCCGAUCGGGCCCGCCAGGAGCCGGACAUCAUCUGCCCGCCCAUCACAGACUCGGGCAAGAUGCCCAACAUGAAGUGGUCAUACACCGACUCGCACAUGCGGCUCGAGGAGGGAGGAUGGGCGCGCGAAACCACAGUGCGCGAGUUGCCCACCUCAACUGAGCUCGCCGGGGUCAACAUGCGUCUCGGGCCUGGGGUAUAUCGAGAGCUUCACUGGCACAAUGAGUCGGAGUGGGCGUAUAUCAUCAAGGGGUCUUGCCGUAUUACCGUGCUCGAUGUUGAAGGCGGGUGUGCGAUCGAGGAUCUUGAGGAAGGGGACUUGUGGUACUUUCCAACUGGCUAUCCGCAUGGUAUCCAAGGUACCGGCAAGGAGGGCGUAGAGUUCCUGCUCGUCUUUGACGACGGCAACUUUUCGGAAGACUCGACCUUCCUCCUCACCGACUACAUGGCGCGUACGCCCAAAUCCGUCCUCGCCAAGAACUUCCGGGUCUCGCCCAAGCUCUUCGACUCGCUGUCCCAGAAGGAAAAGUACAUUUUCCAAGGCACCACGCCCGGAAGUCUCGAGGACGACCGCAAGUCUGUCAGGCCGUCGCGCCACCGUUUCGUCCACCGGAUGCUCAAUCAACCUCCGCAGCUCUUCUCGGGCGGGUCGGUCCGAAUCACCGACUCGUCCAACUUCCCCAUCAGCAAGACGACCGCAGCCGCUCACGUCACCAUCAAGGAAGGCGGGCUGCGCGAGAUGCACUGGCACCCCAACGCGGACGAGUGGUCCUUCUUCCUCAAGGGCCAUGCUCGCGUCACCAUCUUUGCGUCCAGCGGCAAAGCGCGGACCUUCAACUAUAUGGCCGGAGACGUCGGGAUCGUGCCCAAGAAUCACGCCCACUAUGUCGAAAACAUUGGUGAGGGCGAGGUGGAGAUGCUGGAGAUGUUUAGGGCGAGCAAGUUCGAGGACUUUUCGACCGAGCAGUGGUUGGCGCAGACGCCGGGGCAGAUUGUGGCGGAGCAUCUGAACUUGGAGGGGAACAAGAGGGAGGAGUUCUUGAAGGGGCUCAGCAAGGACAAGGAACCGGUCAAGAAGGGGCCGAGGCGGAACUCGUUCUAA
Dioszegia hungarica is the source of this 1161-nucleotide messenger RNA. Its product is annotated as putative oxalate decarboxylase/oxidase. The transcript is spliced from 4 exons. Bases 1 to 1161 code for a protein of 386 amino acids. Lineage: Eukaryota; Fungi; Basidiomycota; Tremellomycetes; Tremellales; Bulleribasidiaceae. Gene Ontology annotation, biological process: oxalate metabolic process. The record is from RefSeq and is a predicted model, not a curated record.